Messenger RNA from Lathyrus sativus (Indian pea), 3186 nucleotides. The record is from the annotation of a GenBank genome assembly. NCBI's taxonomy places the organism in Eukaryota, Viridiplantae, Streptophyta, Magnoliopsida, Fabales, Fabaceae.
AUGAAAUUACCAUUUUCAGUUUCAGCAUUUGCUUUGCGUUUUCUUUGUGUUUUGUUGGUGAUUGUUCUUGCUAAUUCACAACUUCCUGAGGAAAUGUAUAGAUUUGAUAAGAGAUCUCAUGUAAGCUAUAAGUAUGAUAGAAUUGAUGAAGUUCAGAAACAAUGUGUGUCUGUUUUAUCUGCUGCAUCUGAAUUGAGGUUGGGAUAUAGUGGUGUUGUUGGUAUGAAAAGAGAGUUUUCUUUUGUUAAUGGGGAUUGGAUUCAGGAGGAUGGUAAGUUUCCAAUUAUGCCAUUUGAUGAUCGGGAUUCGCCGGGGAUGAUAGCGGGAGAUCGUAGUAGUCCGAUGAAAUUGGUAUCUUUUCGAGUAACGGAUGUUGAUCAUGCUCAUCGAUUGAAGAAGUCGAUCCCUAUCAAUGGUUUCAUGGUGAUGGGGAUUACUAGAGAUGGCAGUUUUAUGGAGAAUGUGUAUGGUGAUGGGAAUCUUGAUUUUCGGUUAUGGCCUGGACAUUCUCAGAUUUCGAUUCCUUUUCAAGGGGUUUACACAGAAUCGAAGAGAAACGGUGGGGAGAGGGUGUUGUGUUUGUUAGGGAACACUAUGCUUCCGACUCGUGAAACCGUUCCUGCUAAUCCAUGGGGGUGGAUGAAGAAUCCUAGUGAUGUACCUAUGUCGGAAGAUGAUCAAAUUCUGCUGAUUCUUCGCUAUCCAUUGACAUUCACUUUAACGAAUAGGAUGAUCACCGGAGAGUUAAGAAGUUUGAACCGUGAUUCAAAUCCUAAGUACUUUGAUGUGGUUCACAUAUCGUCACAGUUGGGUAGCUCAGCUAAGUACACAUUUGGCUCACAACAUAUUGUAUCCAAAGCAUGCGAUCCAUACCCGUAUAAAGAUAAUUUGACAAAUAAUGUCAUUACUGUAUACAAAGGGACAAGGUUCUGCGAAAUCCUCGAAGAAGUUACUAGGGAUAAACCUUUAUCUAUUGUACCAAACUGGAGCUGUAACGGCACCGACGAUUUCUGCAGUCGAUUAGGUCCUUUUUUGUCGGAUGAGAGAAUCAAAUCAACACAUGGAAGCUUUCAAGAUGUUAAACUUUACAUGCAGGAUGUUAUCUGUGAGCAAGCAGCUGGUAAACAUAAUUCUGGCUUCACUACGGUAUCUGCAGUUUUUAGAGCAGUUUCUCCAUCCGAGAAUCGAUAUAAUGCAGCAAAGAGAUCCGGUGUUAACAACAUGUCGCUUGCCACCGAAGGAAUCUGGAAAUCUUCUAGUGGACAGCUUUGUAUGGUUGGCUGCCUUGGACUUGUCGAUGCCAAAGGGGGUAACUGUAAUACUCGGAUUUGUUUGUAUAUACCUACCACUUUCUCCAUAAAGCAACAUAGUAUUAUUUCGGGAACUUUGUCUCCUAUUAAUAACAAUGGUGACUUUUUCCCUCUAUCAUUUGAACAGCUUGUGCAACCUACAGAACUAUGGAAUUAUUUCAUGUUCACUCAUCCAAAUUACAGUUACUCCAAAAUUAAUCUUGCCGGCACGAUCCUAGAAAAAAAUGAGCCCUUCAGUUUUUCAACCGUCAUUAAGAAAUCAUUGCUAACUUUCCCUAAACUUGAAGACGAGACAUUCCAAGAUAGUCUGUCCCUUCUUUCGGAAGAUCUCACUUUUCAUAUCCCAGGUUUUCCUGAUCCUAUGCCUCGUGUGCAGGCCCCAAGAGUUGAUAUUCAGAUGGAGAUUCUCUCAGUUGGUCCCAUGUUUGGGCGUUAUUUUGACGCUCAAAAUGGUUCAACAGUGGAACAACUAGAUACACCAAAUCAAGCAAAUGCCGCUGAAUAUACCGAAAAACAGCUUCUUUUAAAUGUAUCUGCACAACUGAGUCUUAGUGGAAAAGGUUAUAGUAAUUUUUCCAUGCUUUUUCUGGAAGGUCUUUAUGAUCCACAUGUUGGAAAGAUGUAUCUUAUUGGUUGCAGAGACGUGCGAGCAUCAUGGAGCGUCUUAUAUCAGAGCUAUGAUCUAGAAGCUGGAAUGGACUGUUUAAUUGAGGUGGUUGUUUCUUAUCCUCCGACAACAACUCGGUGGCUAGUCAAUCCCACUGCCACAAUUUCUAUAGAAAGUCAAAGGACAGACGAUGAUGGCCUUCGGUUCAACACAAUAAAGCUCCAAACUCUUCCAAUCAUAUACAGAAAGCAACGUGAGGAUGUACUCUCACACCGGGGUGUUGAAGGGAUUCUCCGAAUCUUGACACUUACAUUUGCAGUUGGUUGCAUUUUCAGCCAACUGUUUUACAUAAAGCACAAUAUGGAUUCUCUUCCAUAUACAUCUCUUGUUGUGCUCGGUGUUCAAUCUCUUGGUUAUAGCAUUCCUCUAAUCACAGGUGCAGAAGCUCUUUUUAAGAGAAUGGUUUCGGAGUCUUAUGAUGUGUCGUCAUCUGGUACUUUGGAGAACAGUGAGUGGCUCCAUAUCAUCGAUUACACUGUGAAACUUUUGUUGAUUGUAUCAUUGCUACUAACCCUACGGCUUUUUCAGAAAGUGUGGAAGUCUCGAAUCAGAUUGCAAAAGCGAACCUCUUCUGAGCCCUUUUCUGUCCCAAGUGAUAAAAGAGUACUUCUCUGUACCUUCAUUUUACAUCUUAUUGGUUACAUAAUUGUUAUGAUAAUUCACAGCACGAAAACCAGUCAGAAACAUCUUAGAGAAAAGGCAUAUAUGGUUGAAAAAGAAAAUUCUCAUUCGUUGCCAGAUUGGGCCGCGGAAUUGGAAGAAUAUGCAGGUCUUGUGCAAGACUUUUUCUUGUUUCCACAAAUCAUUGGGAACUUAAUCUGGCAAAUCCGUUGUAAACCACUCAGGAAACUAUAUUUUAUCGGAAUCACUCUAGUAAGACUUCUUCCUCAUGUAUAUGACUACGUUCGAGCUCCGGUUCCGAAUCCUUACUUUACCGAGGACUCAGAAUUUAUCAAUCCAAGUUUGGAUUUUUACUCAAAAUUUGGUGACAUUGCUAUCCCUGUGACUGCAAUUAUUCUUGCAAUUUUGGUCUAUAUUCAACAAAGAUUGGGCUAUGACAAGUUGAGUCAGAUUCUGACAUUUGGACAAUAUAAGUUUCUUCCAAGUUUCAGAUAUGAAAGGUUGGAUUCUAAGUCGUUUGAAACUGAACUAGUUCCGGGCAUCAAUGGUGGUGAUGAAAAUGAGAAAGAACAAGUUGAUAUAGAAUGA